CGAUCGCACGGUUACGGGUUGAAUUAUAUCCACCACAUCAGGCCUCGUCUUGACGCGACAUGAGGUUGCCUCACUUUCUUGCUUUUCUCCCCAUUGUGCUGGCAGCACAGAUCCAUUUCGAGGCUCCAGUUUCUUCUCCUGUUACCACGAUGAACGCGCCAUCAACAUUCGCAUUCAAGGAGGGUCCUGACGUGUUUUCUCCAAAGGACUUGGUCGAACUCGGUCGCCCGGGUACUGGCGUGGCUAAUCUAGCAGGAGAUCUCGUUCUGGUUCCUUACAAUAAAUAUUCUGCAAAGGACAAGAAAGUCCAUCGGUCUAUCUUCAUCUCGCCUCUGGCGGGCCCAGGUAGGAAACCUUUCGAGAUUCCUCUCCCCAAAGGCGGUGAAGCGUUCUGGCUCGAUGGCCGCACAAUUGCCCACGUCGUCGAGGGUGAUAAGAAACUCGAUAUCUACGCGCUUGACAUUUAUUAUAGGAAGCAGGACGAUGAUGAAGUCGGCAUUGUGAGUGCGCCCAACCCUCCAACUCUGCUUGGCUCGUUCCCCACGACAACUGCUACCAACUUCCGAUACUCCUCACUCUCUGGGCAACUGGUGUUCUCCGACAACGUCUAUCCUGACGGUAACCUCUCCACCGUUAAAGAACAAGAUGAGGCUUGGGAGAACCGCGGAACUACUGCUUUGGUGUAUGAUACAACUUACGAGAGGCAUUGGGACACCUGGACUGGACCCAAAACAACAUCACUGUUCAGCGUUCGCCUCAGGCAGGACCCAGAUCAUAAAUGGCACUUCGGAUCUCAAUUCACCAACAUUCUUCAAGGAACGGGGCACAGCUCUCCCGUUGAACCAUUCGGAGGCACUGAUGAUUUUGACGUUUCCACGAGUCAAGUCGUGUAUACCGCCAAGGACCCAGAGUUGCCUGCAGCAUGGCACACCAAACAGAAUGUAUAUAUCAUUGAUAUUCUGGGCGGCAAGCCUCGGGAACUCACGUCGGGAAAACAAGGCGCGACACACAAUCCAGUAUUCAAUAAAGACGGCUCGAAAGUGGCCUGGCUGGAGCUUGAUUUAGAUGGCUAUGAAUCCGACAGGGCAAAGAUCGUCAUCUACGAUCUCAAGAAAGAUGUCAGGUACACGCUUACCCAGCAAUGGGACCGCUCACCGGAUUCCUUGGCGUUCUCUAAAACGGGCGAGUUCAUCUACUUCACUGCGGGCGAUAACGCACAGGUCAAGGUCUUCGUACUGCCGCUACCUCCCACACCUUCGAAGUCUACGACCGAUCCUGACCUCGAUACCAAGUACGUUAGUCCUGUCGCGAUAACUGAUGGACCUGCAGCCAGUGGCCUACAGUCGCUUUAUUAUGGUCGACUUCUUAUCACACAGUCUUCGUACACUUCGCCCAACGAUGUCUUCCUUGUCAGUGGUUUGAAUGACCUAGAAUCUGAAAUCGGCAGGAGUGACGCACUCGUCACGUUUGCUGGAGAGAUUAAGCAAAUCACUCAUUUCACUGAAGAUGCACUUAAGCCAAAGAACCUCAGCAAGGGAGAGAAUAUAUGGUUCAAGGGCGCGGAGGAUAAGGACGUGCAAGGAUGGAUUCUAAAACCAAAGGGCUGGAAAGAAGGGGAAACGAAGAAAUGGCCUGUUGUUCUUCUGAUCCAUGGAGGCCCCCAAAGCGCCUGGGAGGAUCAAUGGUCUACGCGAUGGAAUCCAAAUGUCUUCGCACAGCAGGGGUACUUCUCUGUACUUAUCAAUCCCACUGGAAGUACAACCUUCGGCCAAGAGUUCACGGAUGGCAUCACGGAGGAUUGGGGAGGCAAGCCUUUCGUUGACUUGCAGAAGGGAUGGAAGUACGUGUUGGAUACGUAUCCGGAGAUCGAUCCGGAUCGUGCGGUUGCUGCCGGUGCAAGCUGGGGAGGGUAUGCUAUCAAUUGGAUCCAAGGUCACCCCGAGUAUGGAUUCAACUUCAAGGCCCUCGUGUGUCAUGAUGGAGUCUUUGAUUCGAACUACAAUGGAUUCUCGACCGACGAAUUGUUCUUCUUCAAUCACGACUGGGCAGGGCGUCCGUGGGAGAAGAAGAGCAAAGAGAUAAUUGCCAAGUACAAUCCCUCUAACUUUGUGCACAAGUGGGGUACGCCACAGCUUCUCAUUCACGGGAGCAAAGAUUAUAGGCUGGCCGAAACCGAAAGUAUUGGAGCUUUCCAUGCUUUGCAGCAACGAGGCAUUCCAAGUAGACUCGUUAUCUUCCCUGAUGAGAACCAUUGGGUUCUGGAUCACGGUAACAGCUUUAAAUGGCACUACGAAGUUUUCCGUUGGUUCGACCAGUUCGUGGGCGAUAAGAGUGCAUGAUAGUUCUGCUAGCUCAGUUGCAUAGUAUACCUCUAUAUACACCAAUAUGUAUGACUGUUUUGAGUCCAUUUUGACCCUUCGCGAGCCUUUUUUACUACCAACUAGCUACAAAUUGUCCGGUAUAAUGUCCUACAAAUGUUCGUUGUCCGUGAUUUUGUGUCCAUGCUCUAUGUUUAAAAUAUUAAUGAUGCUGCGUGCUGUUGUAUAUAAGCCACGUCGUAGCCAGAUUCAUUUGCAAGCCAAACGUCUGUGAAUUCACGGCAUCAUCAGAAUCGAUAACAGAAAA
Molecule: messenger RNA, 2625 nt
Organism: Desarmillaria tabescens
Lineage: Eukaryota; Fungi; Basidiomycota; Agaricomycetes; Agaricales; Physalacriaceae
Product: Alpha/Beta hydrolase protein
Exons: 18
Coding region: 60-2339 (759 amino acids)
Biological process (GO): proteolysis
Molecular function (GO): serine-type endopeptidase activity
Source: RefSeq, a predicted model, not a curated record